UUGUUGCUGUUUAAAAGUUCUUCCAAUGUACUGUACAGACACAUUCAACUGCCUUUGUACAGCAGAUGUUUUUAUUGGACCAACCAAGUUGAAUGAGUUGAAUAGAUUUUCCUGUAACGUUUUUCAAAUCGGAAGCUAACUUCCUACUGGUGGAUUGGCGCUCGUUUGUCCCGGUUUGCGUCGUGCGCCACGUCCUCACCGACACCCACCACAGGCGGGUUCACUCCAGAUCAGAGCCAGCAGGGGUCACCGGCAGAGAUGAGUAGAGAGGACUCGUUGUACUUCAUGUUUUAUCAACGGCGCCACCUCUGUGAUGCUGUACUUAGAGUGGGUGACACAGAAUUUCACGUACACAAGAUCAUCUUGUAUGCCUGUAGCCCAUACUUCAGGAAUUUGUUCACUCACUGGUCAGGUCCAGACUGUCGGAUCUUUGACGUGACCGAGGUGUCGUCUGACACGAUGAACCUCAUCAUUGAGUUCUGUUACACUGGAUUUGUUCCUGUCACAGAAGCCAACGUUGAAGAACUGUUUGUAACGGCAGAUCGCUUCGACAUACCCGGCCUUAUGCAAGUCUGCUCCGACUUUUUGGAGAGCAUGCUGAUGCCAGAGAACUGCAUCGGCAUCUGGUUGUUGGCAGACUCGUACUACUACCCCGAACUGAGACACAAGGCUUUAUCCUUCAUCCUGAAACAUUUUGAGAUGGUGGCUGUGGCCUCUAAACAGUUCCCUUUGCUCCCUGUUCAUCAUCUCAUUCAAAUCAUUCAGUGCAAUCAGCUCCUCGUGAAGAAGGAAGAAACUGUGUACGAAGCUGUCCUAAAAUGGAUCUCGUAUUCACUGCAGGAACGAGCAAAAUACAUUUCUCUGCUCUUUCCACACGUCAGACUUGCUUUAAUGGAUGAAAUCUACAUCUGCAAAAAUGUGAUGAAAAACCCCCUGGUGUAUUUAAGCCAAGACGUUCGACUGAUUGUCCUCAAGACGGCAAAAGCUAUCCACCAACACAGCACACAAAAAUUCCUAAAAACCACGCACUGGUACCCUUUGAUUCCUCCCCGACUUCCCCCUGCCUUGAUCUAUGCUAUAGGAGGGUGGAGUAAUGGCAACCCCAUUAGUACCAUUGAGGCAUACAACCCCUGCACCAACCACUGGGUGAACUUAACUUUCACAGAGGAAGCUCCCCGUGCUUACCAUGGAUCUGCUGUCCUCAAUGGGUGUCUUUACUGCAUUGGUGGAUAUGACAGAGUCACACAGCUCAGCUCUGUGAGCAAGUUAGACCUGAAGAUGCACACCUGGCAGGAAGUGUCACCAAUGCACAGAAAACGCUGCUUCGUCAGCGUGACAGUGUUGAAUGGAUUAAUCUAUGCACUAGGGGGAUACAAUGGACUCCGAAGACUUGAAAGUGCUGAACGCUUUGACCCCAAAAGAAACCAGUGGACAUUCAUUUCAUCAAUGCACGAGCGAAGAAGUGAUGCCAGUUGCGUAUCCUUCGAUGGCAAGGUAUACAUCUGUGGAGGCUUCACAGGGAUGCAUUGCCUGGCAACAGUUGAGUGUUAUGACCCAAGAACUGACCAGUGGACGAUGAUGGCCUCUAUGAGCAGCCGGCGCAGUGGUGUUGGAGUCGCUGUCUAUGAAAACCAAAUAUUUGCGAUUGGUGGUUUCAGUGGAACGGAGCGCUUAGCAACUGCUGAGGCCUACAAUCCCAACACCAACGCCUGGGAAACUGUGAGGCCCAUGCUGUGUCCUCGCAGCAACUUUGGCAUCUCAGUGAUCAACAGCUGCCUCUUUGUAGUGGGAGGCUACAACGGCAACCACACCACCAUGGAGGUUGAGUUCUACAACAGCCAAACCAACAAGUGGACUGAUGCCCGUGACAUGGCGGUUUCCCGCAGCGCACUGAGCUGCUGCAUGGUAGAAGAACUCAACGACAUCAUGGAUUACAUCACACCCUUUUCCCCCCUUCUAGCACUACCGACUGCAAUGCAGUAGAUGGAGGGAUGAAAUAAAUGCAAGCAGAGUAAAGCACAAUGUCAAAUAAACCUAGUUGGUGCAUCCUU
This is a messenger RNA of Oryzias latipes (Japanese medaka), 2051 nucleotides long. Its product is annotated as kelch-like protein 10. Lineage: Eukaryota; Metazoa; Chordata; Actinopteri; Beloniformes; Adrianichthyidae. The record is from RefSeq and is a predicted model, not a curated record. Gene Ontology annotation, molecular function: protein binding.